AUGUCAUCAAAAUAUGUUCAAAAUAGUGAUGUUGCAGUUAUAGGAGUUGGGUUUAGAGCUCCAAGUGGUAGUUUAACAAAAUCGAUUUCAAAUACAAAUCAACUUUGGGAAAACUUGGUAAAUGGUUUCGAUGGUAUCGUAGAAACAUCUGAAAGAUGGUCUGAUAACUAUAGUAUCACUGGUGAUAUUGUUUGCAAACAUGCUGGUCUUAUUCCACUCGGUGAAUGGAAGUCUUUUGACCCAAUAUUCUUUGGUAUCAAUCCAAGUGAUGAACAUGUCAAUUCAAUUGAUCCUCAACAAAGAUUACUGUUAAAGUGUACAUGGGAAGCUUUGGAAGAUAGCGGUAUAGAUCCAUCCACAUUAAGAGGCACUAACACCAGUACAUAUAUAGGUUCAUCAACUGUUGACUACGAUGCUGCCAAUAAAUCUCCUUUUGAAACCCAAAUUAACAUUUUUGGGGGGUCACUUCAUUCAAUCUCAAAUAGAAUAUCAUACUGCUUUGAUUUUCGUGGUGACUCUUUGACAAUCGACACUGCAUGUAGUUCAUCAUUGAAUGCAAUAAAUCUUGGUUACAAAUCCAUCAAAUAUGGUCAAUCUGAUGUAUCUAUUGUGGGUGGUGUUAAUCUAAUACUAGACCCAAAUACAUCAAAAUCAUUUUCUCAUUUAUCAAUGUUAAGUCCAACUGGAAAGUGUCACACAUUCUCAUCGGAUGCUGAUGGAUAUGUUCGUUCGGAAUGUGUCGGAGUUGUAGUAUUAAAGAAUUUAGAAAAGGCAAUCAUGGAUGGUAAUAACAUUUACUGUGUUAUCAAAGGAUCAGCUUCAAAUGUUGAUGGAAACCAUGAUAAGUCAAACUUUUAUUCACCAUCAAAAUCAUCACAAUAUGAAAAUAUUAAAUCUGCAAUCGAAUCCACUAAUGGCCAAAUUAAUGCAUCAGAUGUUGAUUAUGUUGAAUGUCACGGUACUGGUACACCAACUGGGGAUCCAAUAGAGCUUGAAGCUAUUUCAAGAGUGUUCAAAGAUACAAAGAAACAAGUUUUAAUUGGUUCAAUAAAAUCGAACAUUGGUCAUAGUGAAGCAUCAUCCGGUGUAAUGUCAUUAAUCAAAUGUUGUGUCAUGUUUAAAAACCAAUCAUUUGUCCAAAACAUCAAUUUUAAAACACCAAAUCCCAAUAUCUUAUUCGAAGAGUGGCGUCUAAAAGUUGUAACCGAGCAAACAUUAUUUAAAAACAAUAAAAAAACGGUUAUGGCAAUCAAUAACUUUGGUAUUACUGGUUCUAAUUGCUGUAUUAUUUUAUCAGAAUAUAAUAUAAAAAAAGCUCAUAAUGAAAUAAUUAAAAAGAAAAAAUAUCUAAUACCGUUUUCAACCAACUCAUCAACAUCACUUGAUAGAUACAAACAAAUAAUAAUGAAUCAAUCAGAAACAUUAGAUUUCAAUAAUUUUGUAAAUAAUCAAAUUAAAUAUAAAUCAACAUCACUUGUCCAAAAAUUGGUUAUUAUUGCAAGUGAUUGGAAUGAAUUUAAUGAUAAGCAAAACUAUGUAAAAACAUCCAAUGAAAAUACUCUUUCAAAUAUUACAAUUGAAAAAAGGCAUCCAUUUACAGUUUUUGUUAUUUGUGGUCAAGGAUCGCAAUAUAAUCGAAUGGCAUUAGAAAUAUACGAAAAUGAAGCAAUAUUCAAACAAUGGGUAGAUAAAUUCGAUAGAGAACUUUUCAAAUACUAUGGGUACUCUGUUGUAGAAAAACUUAGAUCAAUUGACGAUAAAGAUAUGAUAUCAGUACAUGAUCACACUAUUGCGCAGCCAUCAAACAUUAUGAUUCAUGUCUCAUUAUUCGAGCUAUAUAAACAAUGGGGUAUUAAAGCAGAUUUAAUCGUUGGCCAUUCUCUUGGUGAGAUAUCAGCAUCAUAUUGCUCUGGUAUGAUCGACUUUGAAACAUUAUGCUAUUUAGUAUACCAUAGAUCAGUAGCUCAAAAUAAAACCACUGGUUCUGGUAGAAUGUUAUCUGUAAAUAUAAGUCCUGAAGAAUAUAUAUCAAAUUAUUCAUCAAAAUACCCAGAAAUAAACAUUGCUUGCUACAACUCACCAUCAUCAAUUGUAUUAUCAGGUAAAGAACAUUUGCUAAAUGAAAUUAUAACUGAUUUAAAAUCAAAAGAUAUAUUUUGUGCAAUGCUAGGAACACUAUCAUCACUCCAUUCUUCCAGCCAGUUAGGUAUUAAAGAUGAAAUAUGUUCAAUGAAAAUUAAAUCAAAACAAUCAACAACACCUGUUUUUUCAACUGUCACUACAAACUUAUUUAACUACGAAACAACACCAUUCAAUCCAGAAUAUGUUUUUGAAAAUGUUUUACAACCAGUAAGAUUCACUCAAACCAUUUCAAACAUUUAUAAAUACAUUGAAGAAAACAACUAUGGUAAUGAAGUAACUUUUAUCGAAGUUGCACCCCACCCAACACUAUCAUUCUAUUUAAAUCAAAUGAAAUCAAAUCUUCCACCAUAUUUCAACAAUAGAGAAAAAAUAACUAUUCACUCACCACUUAACAAAAAGAAAAAUGAUUAUGAUGAAUUCUUAAAAACAAUCUCAACACUUUUUGUAAACCACUCAUUUAAUAUCAAUUUUAAAUCACAAAUAAAUCACAACGACAGUAGUAUCGGCAACAUUUCAGUAAAUAAUUUACCAUUAUAUCAAUGGGAUGAUAAAAUGUAUUUCAAAAAUAACUCAACAUAUGAAAAGAUUAAAAAAGAAGGACCUCCAAUUCAACAUCUUGGUAAUAUAAAAGAAUCACCAUUUAUAUCGUAUCAAACAUUUAUUAAUACUAAAAAACAACCAUUUCAAUGGCUAAAAGGACAUCAAGUAAAAGGGAAAUACUACUUCCCAGGUUGUGGAUAUAUCAUUAAUUUAUUCAACAUUUAUCCAAAUAAAGAUAUUACAAUCAGUUCAAUAGAAUUUAAAACACCAUUGGUUUUACAAGACAAUGUUAGUCAAUGUCUACAAACAACCAUUUUUAAACUUUCAAAAAAUGAAUUUAGUGUCAAAUCACACUUUAAAGAUAUAUACACUAAUAAAUGGGUAUUGUGUUCCACAGGUAACUUUAGUCUAUUCAGACAUAGUGUCAAAGAAUGCUAUAUUGGUGAUAACUGUUCGCUUUCUAUUGUAUCAUUAAAUGAAAUUCAAAAUCAAAAUGAAUUCAACCACUUACUCAACAACGAUACAAUGAAAUCAUUCUUUAAUACUGCAAUUCUAGAUACAUGUUUACAUGGAAUGUUAAGUUUUAUCAACCAUCACUGCGAAAUCGUAUUAGAUAAAGUCGAAGGAUUAAAAUAUUAUUCAUCAAACAUACCAUCACCAAAUCAACAACAACAUUCUGAAAUAUAUGUAUAUUCCGAAAUUAAAUCAAGAAUAAAUUUAUUCUCAUACUCUGGAUCCAUUAAAAUAAUGUUAAAUGACGGUACAUUAUUAAUUGAAAUUACAAAUAUUGUUUGUACAUCACUUACACCAAUUAUUGACAAUACCCUUAUUAUCCCACCACCAUCCAACGAAAUCUAUCUACCAAUUCAACAACCAAAAGACUCUACCAUUAACAAGCCGCAAUCAUUUAAAUACUUGUUUCAAUCGGAAGAAUUGUGGGUUGACAAAUUUUAUCAAAAAAUAAUAUCUAAUGAACACUUAUUAUCAUUAUAUUAUUAUAAUAUCAAUUUAAGAUAUCCAACUAUUAACAACGAAAUAUUAACAACAAUGGAUUAUAACCAAUUCAAAAAACUCUACUAUAAUGAAAAGGUAAAUGAAAAUUUGUUUUUCUUUAUUUUCGAAAAUUUAAAAAAAUAUAAUAGUUUAGGCAUCAAUAAACAAUUAAAUGAAUUCCCUGAUAGCAAUUAUGAUAAAAUUAUUAAGCUUUUAGAAAAAACAACCAGAGUUAUGAUAAAACAAAUUUUCCCAUUAGAAGAAGACGAUCCAAACAUUGACUCUCCUCACUCAUUAUUCGAAGAUGGAUUAUUAGAUCAUUUUUAUCAAAACUCAAAUGUUAUUAGACCAUUUAACGAGUUAUUAAGUGAAAUUGUUUCAGAAUCAAUAAAACCCAUUAUUAACGAACCUAUAGUAUUCAGAAUCCUGGAAUUUGGGGGUGGUAUGGGUUCAUUAUCAAUUUUAAUAUUUGAUAAAAUCAACAAAAUAUUAAAUAACCAUCCAUCAUCAAAUAUAGAUAUUGAAUACACAUGGAGCGAUAUUUCAGUAUCAUUUUUUUCAGACAUUAAAGAAAAACUUUCCAAUAUCAAAGGGGUAAAUAUAAUAUAUCGUCCUCUUGAUUUAGACAAACCACUAAAAGAUCAAGAUUUAAAAGCCUCUUAUUACGAUAUGGUUGUAAUGUCAAAUGUAUUGCAUGCAGUAAAACAACUUAGAUUCAGUUUAAAUGAAAUCCACAAUAUUUUAACACCAAAUGGUCAAAUUUUUUUUAUCGAAGCACCAUACAAAUCACUAUAUGUUGACUCUGUAUUCAGUGUUUUCUCUCAAUGGUGGCCAUCACCAGAAGAUAUUGACAUUAGAAAAGAUAGAAGCUGUAUGAAACAUGAAAGUUGGUACAAUGUACUAAAUGGAUGCAACUAUAAAGAUACAACAAUAUCUGGAGAUGAUAAUUCAUUCUUUUUAAUUCAAACAAGAAAAUCAAAUAUAAAUGAAAUGGUAUUAUCAAAUAUAAAAUCAAUGAAGCAAUUAACAUCACCCGAUAAUAUUGUAUUGUUUGGAAAUAGUAAAGAUGGUAUUCAAAUCCACGAAUCAUUCAAAUCAAAUCAACUUUUAAGUUCAAAAAUAAUUCAAUUCGAUAACUUUAAUGAACUUAACAACUGGGCUAUUAAAUCACUCGACUCCAUUAGACAAAGUAAAACACUAAUCAUCUUUAUGAAAGCAAUUGAUCCAUUAGAUAUCAAUAACUUUAAAGAAAUAACAUUCGAAUAUAUUCAAAUUAAUCAAAUGUUACUUCAACAAGAAAUUGAAAACUUUUUUAAACACGUUUUAAUUCUAUUAAAUUCAACAUCAAGCAACUACUUAUCAUCAUCAAUUAAUGGAUCAGCAAGAUAUUUCGCAGAAUUCCCACAAUUAGAUUUAUAUUCAUUAGAUUUUGACAAUAUAUCAAUUCAAAAUGAAAAUAUACUAUCACUUAUUGAUAUAUUAAUCAAUCCAACAACAAAUACUCAAAGAGAAUUCACAAUUAAAAACAACAGAGUAUAUUAUGAAAGAUACAAAAAACAAUCAAAAAUUAAACAAUUUUUUACAUCAAACUCAUUCGAAACAAAUAAAGAUAAUUUAAUGAUUCAACUUGAUCCAAAUUUAGAAUAUGUAUUAAAAACUAAAAAACAAGAAUUAGAACCAAAUGAAAUAGAAGUUCAUAUAAAAGGUACAGGUAUCAACUUUAAAGACUAUCUUAUAUAUAUUGGUCAAAUAUCAAAUAGUGUUGAUCUCAAAUAUGGCAAAGAAGAAGAAGUUGAAAACGGAUUAAGUCAAAUGCCAAAUAUCGGGAAUGAUUUUAGCGGUAUUAUUACUCGUUGUGGUAGCAAUGUAAAGAAAUUUAAAAUUGGUGAUGAAGUAUUUGGGGCUGCUUCAAAAACUAGUGGAUCGCAUAUAAUAAUCGAUUCUAGAUAUGUUUAUUUCAAACCAUUAAAUAUCUCACAUAUACAAGCAGCAUCUAUUCCAUCGGUUUAUACAACAGUACUACAUAGUAUAUUCCAUAUUGGUAAUUUACAAGCAGACCAAACUAUUUUAAUUCAUUCUGCAGCAGGUGGUAUCGGUCUAUCAUCAUUAGAACUAUUAAAGUGUAAACAACACAAAGGCUUUAUAUUUUUAACAGUAGGUUCAAAGGAUAAAGACGAAUACUUAAUGAAUAAAUACGGCUCAUUUAUUACUGGUAUCUAUUCAUCAAGAGAUAAAAACUAUGUUCACCAAAUUAAAAACAAAUUAAAACAAUUAGAAUGUGACAAAGAUCAUCAAGGUGUAGAUUUAAUAUUAAACACACUAUCAUCAGAAUAUAUGGAUUCAAAUUUCCAAUGCUUAAAUACUUGUGGUAGAAUUGUAGAUCUUUCAAUCACGCAUUUAACACCAAACGACUAUAUGACAAACAAUCACUUUAAAUACAACUAUGGAUAUUUUAAUGUAGAACUUGUUGAUUUUCCAGGACCAUUAUUUAAAAGUUUAUUAAAAAAAAUAGUCAAAAUGUUUAAUUCCAAUAAAUUAGAGCUAAUUCUAAUCAUUGAAUAUUCAAAUGAAGAAUUUAAAGAUGCAAUCGAAUAUAUUUAUCAAAGACUACAUAUUGGUAAAAUUGUUGUAAAUCAUGAUAUAGAUAUAUUAUCAAGAGAAUAUGAUGAACAGAAACAAAGUAAUUCAGUUUUAAUGAAGAGAAGUUAUGAUAUUUCAAGAUUAAAUAUGGGAAAAAACAUACUAGUAACCGGGCAAGCAGGCAUUAUUUUAGAAAUAAUCAAAUGGAUGGUUAAAUAUUCAAACAAAUCAAUCGAAAAUAUUAUAAUUUUAUCAAAAUCACCAUUAAAAUGGGAAUUAGAACUAUUAAUAAAUCAAACUAAAAAUCAAAAAGAUAAUAUAAUUAAUUUUCACUUUGUUCAAAUCGAUAUUGAAGAUAGUAAUAAAGUUCACAAUGUACUUAAUAACCUGGAAUCAAUUUCAAACAUUACAAAUAUUGAUACAGUAAUACACUUUGCAUUUGUAACUGAUAUUAGCGAUGUUCAAGAAAUCGAUAUGAAUUGUUUAAAUUUCACACAUGGUGCUAAAACAAUUGGUGCAAUCAAUUUACACAAUGAAUCAAUUCAACGUUCAUGGAAAUUAAAACAAUUUAUUUUAGCAUCAUCUGCAUCAUCAAUUACUGGUUCAUUUAGACAAUGUUGUUAUGUUAGUUCUUGCAAUACAAUUGACUCAUUAUCAAAAUAUAGAAAAUCGAUUGGUCUACCGUCACUAUCAGUAAAUUUAGGUGCAUUCUCAUCAACUGGAUUUGUUUCAAGAAAUGAUGCUGUCGAAGCAAUGUUGCAAGCAUCACAAUUUAAAUUUAUUCCAAUCCAACUAAUAUUAAUUUCACUAGACCUCUUCCUUCAAGAUAAAAACAAUCUUUCAAACUAUUGUUUGUGUAGUUUUGAUUUUGAAAAUAUGGUAUCCUCAAAACCAAACCAUAAUUUUUAUAAACUUGACUAUGAAUCCAAUAUGAUUAAAAAGUCACAAAUAACGAUAGAUGGUGGCAAUGGCGAAGAAAAUUUAAAAUUUAAAAUUAUAAAUAAAAUAUCAGAUUUACUUUCAAUUGAUGGGUCAAAAAUCAACUUGGAAUUCCAAUUGGCUCAGUAUGGUCUCGAUAGUUUGGUUAUUGUUCAAUUAAAGAACUGGUUAGAUAAUCAAUUCGGUAGAAAUAUAAUUACAAUACAACAAUUACAAAGCCAUAAUAUAUCCCAAUCACUAGAUAUUAUUAUUAAAAACUUUAAUGAAAAUAAUAAAAAAAAUAAAUAA
This is a messenger RNA of Dictyostelium purpureum, 7482 nucleotides long. RefSeq lists its product as uncharacterized. The coding region runs from base 1 to 7482 and encodes 2493 amino acids. Lineage: Eukaryota; Evosea; Eumycetozoa; Dictyosteliales; Dictyosteliaceae. Gene Ontology annotation, biological process: fatty acid biosynthetic process. The record is from RefSeq and is a predicted model, not a curated record. Gene Ontology annotation, molecular function: 3-oxoacyl-[acyl-carrier-protein] synthase activity; oxidoreductase activity. The transcript has 4 exons.